Messenger RNA from Sinocyclocheilus grahami, 1528 nucleotides. Its product is annotated as zinc finger protein OZF-like. The record is from RefSeq and is a predicted model, not a curated record. Gene Ontology annotation, cellular component: nucleus. Gene Ontology annotation, molecular function: DNA-binding transcription factor activity, RNA polymerase II-specific. The annotation marks the transcript as partial. The transcript has a single exon. Gene Ontology annotation, biological process: regulation of transcription by RNA polymerase II. Lineage: Eukaryota; Metazoa; Chordata; Actinopteri; Cypriniformes; Cyprinidae.
UUAGACCUGAUAGAAGAGAACAAGGAGACUGAAGAACUGAUUGAAGAGGGGGAGAUACAUCAGCUCAAAACUGAAGAAACAUCCUGGAGUCCCUCAUUGAAAAACGACAAUAUACGUUUCACUUGCCCUCAGUGUGGAAAGUGUUUCUCAUUCAAGCAAAAUCUUGACCUUCACAUAAAAUCUCAUCAUGAAGGGAAGCCAUAUGCGUGUGAUCAGUGCGAGAUGAUUUUCACAAUUAAAGGAAACCUUAUUGAACACAUGAAAAUUCACACUGCAGAGAAGCCACACAUAUGUGAUCAGUGUGGGAAGAGUUUCCCACAAAUACGAAACCUUGAUGAACAUAAGAAAAUCCACACUCUGGAAAGGCCAUACUCAUGUGAUCAAUGUGGGACGAGUUUCCCAUUUAAGGGAAACCUUGACGCUCAUAAGAGGAUCCACACUGGAGAGAAGCCGCACAAAUGUGAUCAAUGUGGGAAGAGUUUUGCGCAAAAAGGAAACCUUAACAAACACAUGAACAUCCACACUGGAGUGAAGCUGUACAUGUAUGAUCAGUGUUUGAAGAGUUUCACACAACAACUACCUUUUAACGAUCACAUGAAAAUCCACACUGCAGAGAAGCCACACAAAUGUGAUCAAUGUGGGAAGAGUUUUUCACAAAAAGGAAACCUUAAUGAACACUUGAAAAUCCACACUGAGGAGAGGCCUUUCGCGUGUGAUCAAUGUGUGAAGAGAUUCAUACAUAAAGGAAACCUUAAUGAACACAUGAAAAUCCACACUGGUGAAAAGCCAUAUGCAUGUGAUCAAUGUGGGAAGAGUUUUGCACGAAAAGGAGCCUUUAACGAUCACAUGAAAAUCCACACUGGAGAGAAUCUGCACACAUGUGCUCAGUGUGGGAAGAGUUACGCACGAAAAGGAGCCCUUAAUGAUCACAUGAAAAUCCACACCGGAAAGAAUCUGCACACAUGUGAUCAGUGUGGGAAGAGUUUCAGAAAAUCAGGUGUUUUUAAAGUACAUCUGCUUACUCAUUCUAGAGAAAGGCUAUAUAAUUGUGACCAAUGUGGUAAAACAUUUUUUAGGGCAGAUUUUCUGAAGGACCACCUGAAAGUUCAUACAAAGGAGAAGCCUUACGUGUGUUCUUUGUGUGGAAAGAGUUUUAGACAGAUGGGUGCAUUAAAAACACAUCAGAAAAGACACAGUGGUGUGAAGGAUCAUGCUUGCUCUGAGUGUGGGAAGACUUUUUUUACAGAUGGUGCACUGAAAGUGCAUCAGUCAGUUCACACUACAGAAACACCUUACAAGUGUUCACACUGUGACAAGAGAUUCAAACGGUCAGAAUAUCUUAGAAUACAUGAGAGGGUCCACACCGGACAGAAGCCUUAUCACUGCCAUUCAUGUGGGAAGACUUUCACUCAUUUUUCUUCUCUAAUCUGUCAUAAAAAAAAAUGCAGGUCUGAAAUUACAAGUAGUUCGAGUUCUGAUCUGUAAGACUGCAUCAAACCAUUAUUGAUAAUUGAUUAAUCAAAUGUUG